AUGAAUGAUCAAAAACGGGCAUCAUUAAACCUAUCAAAAAAUAAUAAGUAUAAUUAUGAACAUAAAAAUAAUUAUAGUUAUAAUACAAUUAAUAAGACUAAUCAAGGUAUAUCUAAAAAACGCAAUAGUUAUAGUAAGAAAAACGUCCCUACCAUAAAAGAGCACAACAAUAAUAAAAAUCAUAAUAAUAAAAUUAAUAGUAAUAAUAAUAAUAAUAAUAAUAAUAAUAAAAAUAAAUGUGCUAAUAAUAACAAUCAUUUAAAUAAAAACAAUAGUGUAAGUAAUAAAAAUAAUAAUAUAAGUGAUAAAAAUCAAAAUAAUAAUAAUAUUAAUAUUAAUAAGAGAUCUAGUAUUUCGAAAGGUACAAGUAGGAGACACAAUCAUAAUCACAACAAUCAUAAUAAUAAUAAUAAUAAUAAUAAUAAUAAUAAUAACAACAACAACAACAACAACAAUAAUAAUAAUAAUAAUAAUAAUAACAACAAUAAUAAUAAUAAUAAUAAUAAUAAUGAUGACUAUUAUUCAAUCCUUGAAGAACUAGCUAAUUUAGAAAAGCCAAAAUUUAGAUCAGUUCAAGAAAGUAUGGAUGAAAAUUUAAAUUUAGAAUUUUUAAAAUCAUCUAGCGAAAAUUAUACAUAUAAAAUAACUUCUAGGGGACCUGUAUGCUAUUCAGCAUUGUACAGAGAUAACAAAUAUGUAUAUCGACAUAUAAUAUUAAGUGAUAAUGUUAGACAGUAUGCAGAAAACAAGGUAAGGAAAACAAAUGCAUAUCUCACAGAACAAUGUAUCGUUAAUGAAUUACAAAUUGAUAUAGGAAAAGGAUGGAAACAUUUUUUGAUAUAUGAUGGAAAAUUAAGAGAACUCAUUUUACGAAAAAAUUUAACAAAUGAAGAUAAAUUAAGAAUGGCAGUUCAUAUGCAAAAAAAUCAUUAA
Messenger RNA from Plasmodium reichenowi, 933 nucleotides. RefSeq names its product cyclin-dependent kinases regulatory subunit, putative. The record is from RefSeq and is a predicted model, not a curated record. Gene Ontology annotation, molecular function: cyclin-dependent protein serine/threonine kinase regulator activity. The transcript is spliced from 2 exons. Bases 1 to 933 code for a protein of 310 amino acids. NCBI's taxonomy places the organism in Eukaryota, Apicomplexa, Aconoidasida, Haemosporida, Plasmodiidae.